Molecule: messenger RNA, 870 nt
Organism: Pelobates fuscus (common spadefoot toad)
Lineage: Eukaryota; Metazoa; Chordata; Amphibia; Anura; Pelobatidae
Product: low-density lipoprotein receptor-related protein 1B-like
Exons: 5
Coding region: 271-870 (199 amino acids)
Biological process (GO): canonical Wnt signaling pathway
Molecular function (GO): Wnt-protein binding; Wnt receptor activity
Source: RefSeq, a predicted model, not a curated record
CCAACUGGACUAGCUCUUGAUCUGCUAACCUGGAGAAUUUACUGGUCUGAUGAUAAAUUUCACUGCAUUGGGUCAGCUACUCUGCACGGUACAGACAUUAAGUUGAUUCGGCUGAAGAAAAUUCAAAACCCUUUCUCCUUGACUGUGUUUGAAGAUGAGAUUUACUGGUCUGAAAUCACUUCCAGAACUGUCCAGAAAACUGACAAGUAUUCAGGGAAAAAAGGGUCUAUUCUUGUGAAACGUCAUGGCCAACCAUUUGGACUUAAGGUGAUGCAUGAAGUGUUGCAACCAAGAGUGGAGAACCCAUGUCUCAAAAGGAGAUGUUCUCACAUAUGUCUUAUUGGUCCUGAUUUAAAAGGAAGCUGUUGGUGCCCAAAGGAACUUAUGCUUGCAACUGACAAAUUAAAUUGCAUCAGUUUUAAAGAUUCUUCAUUUUUGCUUAUUGCGUUCCCAACUAUGGUUACCAAGAUGUUCUUGUCGAAGUUGCCCUAUAGUGCUAUUGCUGAUAUUACAAAGACCAAGUUAAUAAGUCUGACCAAUGUGAAACCGAUUUCAUCUAUUGACUGCAUCGUUCAAAAUAUGUCUCUAUUCUUCGCUGUUGAAAGUGGUGGCUUUAUAGCAAAAUCAAAAUUUAAAGAAAAUAGCUUGAAGGACUGGAAAAAAAUUGUGCCAGUAGAAGACAGCGUGACUUCUGUUGCAGUGGAUUGGAUAACCGGCAAUAUCUUCUGGAUUAGUACUGCAAAGCCCCAGAUUCAAGUUGCCACCUCUGAUGGCCUCUAUAAAACCAUACUAAUUGGUGAUGGUCUUUAUAAUCCACUCUGUAUUGCCAUUCAUCCCCCGACUGGGGUCCUGUUCUUCUCCAAAAAUUGA